CCUCCACAUGCCAGCAGGCAGGCUUCACCAGCAUUGAGCCAUCAGCACUGGCCUACACUUACUGAGACCUUCAUCAGCUUGUUGAGGGAGCUGGCGCGCAGCAGCAAGGCGUAUAGUGACCUGGCGUGUCGCAGUGACCUGGUAGUCGGCGAUAUUGUACUGGCGCUGGUCGACGCCGGCUUCAGCGUCGCAUCGCUGACGGAGUACGCGCGCCGCAAGACGCGCUCGACGCUGCCGACGCCGCUGCCGUCGGUGCCGACGAAGCAGCCGUCGACGCUGCAGGUGGGCGAGAAGAGGGGGCACCCGGCGCACAUCCCCGACCACCUGCCGUCGUUCCCCGACAGCCACGCCUAUGUGCAGACGCCGACGCACAAGCAGCCAAUCACCAACUACGAGGCCGUCCGCGAGAAGGCGGCCAGCCAGAAGCGCGACAUGGAGCGGGCGCUCACGCGCUUCAUUGCCAAGACGGGCCCCGUCGACCGGCUGUUCGACACUGACGAGCAGGCACAGUUUCCGCUGAUCGCCUGCCGGCCGAUCGUUAGUCCGUACCUGCAGGCACUAGAUCCGCGCGACCAGAUCUUCGAGGAGGAGGAGGCGUACGUCCCGCGCAAGCGAGCGCGCCCCGCCGAGGAGCGCGACGACGAGCCGGCGCCGCCUACCGAGCUGGUCGACAACCCCUACCUGCGGCCGGCCAAGAUGCCGCGCAAGCGCAAGUGAUAGCGGGUGUGGGACACGGCGAUGUCGCGGCCGCGCGCCGUCCCUCGGUGUGUGGGGGCUGGCAUUUAGCCCUGCGUCUCGUAACUGUUCUCCCGUGGAGACGACUGUGGCGGCCGUGUGUGGUGCAGACCGUGCCGUGGUUCGCUGCGGUGGCCGCGCGAGGCACAUGGAGGCCUCCACGACGGACGGCCGAGAGGGGAGGUGUGGCGGCCGUGUGGCGGUGUGGGUGUGGACUCGUGGAGUGCGUCGGGUCGCCAGGGAAGUGGACCUAGUCCACGCUGCCGCCUUUCUGCUCAGCUGGUCUGGUCGUCCUUACAUUGUGUGCCACAGACAUUAAUGCGGAGAGUAGUGGGGUGAGGCAUUGCUGCCUUCCCUCUCUAUCUAGGUUCUGCCGCCUCCGACAUUGAUGACUGUGCUGGCGAGACGCUUUUCAUGUAAAAAUGAGCUGUGUGCGCUCUAGUGUAUGGUCAUUUGUAAUGUAUGUGAACCGUCCAGGGCAUUAAGGGGAAGACAGUCGAUAAAACUAGCCAUGUCUGAACUAUUGACGAACUGUGUUUUGACAGUUGCAUAUGCAUUGGAUGGUUCAAUCAAGGCGUGCUUUUUUAUGAAUAUAGCUAGGAAAGCGACCAA
Molecule: messenger RNA, 1347 nt
Organism: Pollicipes pollicipes
Lineage: Eukaryota; Metazoa; Arthropoda; Thecostraca; Pollicipedomorpha; Pollicipedidae
Product: transcription initiation factor TFIID subunit 8
Exons: 4
Biological process (GO): transcription initiation at RNA polymerase II promoter
Cellular component (GO): transcription factor TFIID complex
Molecular function (GO): protein heterodimerization activity
Source: RefSeq, a predicted model, not a curated record